ACUAGCACCGCCUAGUGCCAACCAGCCAAAGCUGCCGUUCCCGCCUACUGCCCACCUCGCUUACCCUCAUUUCCCCCGGCGAGCCGCCGCGAUGCAGCGCUGGCUCCCGGCCCUCCUCCGCCGCGCGGCGGCGGGCGCCUCUGGAGGCGGGGCCCCUUCCGCGCGCCGGUGCCUCUCGUCCUCCUCCUCCUCCCUCCUCUUCGACGACACCCAGGAGCAGUUCAAGGAGAGCGUGCACCGGUUCGCGCAGGAGCACAUCGCGCCGCACGCCGCCCGCAUUGAUUCCUCCAACUACUUCCCCAAGGAGGUGAAUCUGUGGAAGCUCAUGGGGGACUUCAACCUGCACGGCCUCACCUCACCAGAGGAGUACGGAGGGCUCGGGCUCGGUUACAUGUACCACUGCAUCGCCAUGGAGGAGAUCAGCAGGGCGUCCGGGUCGGUCGGCCUUUCCUACGGCGCACACUCAAAUCUCUGCAUCAACCAGUUGGUCCGUAAUGGCAGCGCUGCGCAAAAGGAGAAGUACUUGCCAAAGCUAAUCAGCGGAGAGCAUGUUGGGGCAUUGGCAAUGAGUGAACCCAACUCUGGCUCUGAUGUUGUCAGUAUGAAGUGCAAAGCUGAGAAAGUUGAUGGCGGCUACGUCAUUAACGGGAAUAAGAUGUGGUGUACAAAUGGUCCAUCUGCUCAGACACUGGUUGUUUACGCGAAAACGGAUAUAACUGCUGGAUCAAAAGGAAUAACUGCAUUCAUAAUUGAGAAGGGGAUGCCAGGAUUCAGUACUGCCCAGAAGUUGGACAAGCUUGGCAUGCGAGGAAGUGACACAUGCGAGCUUGUCUUUGAGAACUGCUUUGUGCCUCAAGAGAAUGUUCUUGGAGAAGAAGGGAAAGGUGUUUAUGUCAUGAUGUCUGGUCUUGAUCUGGAAAGACUUGUAUUAGCUGCAGGUCCUAUUGGGCUCAUGCAGGCAUGCCUUGAUGUUGUUCUUCCUUAUGUUCGACAGAGGGAGCAAUUUGGCCGUCCGAUCGGUGAAUUUCAGUUCAUACAGGGGAAAAUGGCAGACAUGUACACCUCCUUGCAGUCAUCAAGAUCAUUUGUAUACUCGGUUGCUAGGGACUGUGAUAAUGGAAAAGUUGACCGCAAGGAUUGUGCAGGAGUAAUCCUCUUUGCUGCUGAAAGGGCAACACAAGUUGCACUUGAGGCAAUCCAGUGUCUUGGUGGCAACGGAUACAUCAAUGAGUACCCUACUGGCCGUCUCCUGAGAGAUGCCAAACUGUUUGAGAUUGGGGCAGGUACUAGUGAGAUAAGGAGAAUGAUAAUUGGCCGUGAGCUGUUCAAAGAGGACUGAGACUGUUCUUUUGGAAGCCAGGUAUCAGUGCAUAUCACUAACUGGAGGAUGUGAGCAGGAUCUAGACAUUAGGGAACUAUCCCUGAGGUUCAAUGUUGGAAUACAUUCUAUCUAAUCCUUCUCAUACCAUUGUACAUGUCUGACAUACUUGCAAAUAAAGUGCAGCUUUCUUUUA
This is a messenger RNA of Lolium perenne, 1514 nucleotides long. Its product is annotated as isovaleryl-CoA dehydrogenase, mitochondrial. Gene Ontology annotation, molecular function: flavin adenine dinucleotide binding; 3-methylbutanoyl-CoA dehydrogenase activity. Gene Ontology annotation, cellular component: mitochondrion. Gene Ontology annotation, biological process: L-leucine catabolic process. The record is from RefSeq and is a predicted model, not a curated record. Lineage: Eukaryota; Viridiplantae; Streptophyta; Magnoliopsida; Poales; Poaceae.